AUGUCGGAACGCAAAGUACUACAGAAGUACUACCCUCCCGACUUUGACCCGAGCGCUCUUCAGCGUCGUCGUGGUCCCAAGAACUCUGGACCUCGCAUUCAGCAGGUUCGCAUAAUGUGUCCAUUUACUAUGCGCUGCACACGCUGUGGAGCCUUCUCAAAUCGUGGUUUGAAGAAGAACGCUCGCAAGGAGACUCCGCCAGACGAAAAGUACCUAGGUAUACAGAUUGUUAAGCUUAGUUUCCGGUGCUCAUCCUGCAGCUCGGAGAUCAUCAUCAAGACCGACCCAAAGAACCAAGACUACGUUGUAGUCAGUGGAGCGGUGAGGAACAAUGAGCCGUGGAGGAAUCGCGCGGCUGAGGACGAGAGCGUCGAACAACGUCUGGACAGGUUGGAAAGGGAGGAAGCGGAAGCCGCAGGCGAGGAAGAAUUGGACAAAAUGGAAGAACUAGAAGCCAAGAACCAGGAUGCUCAACGAGAGAUGGCCGCCGCCGAUGCCUUGGACGAAAUCCGACACAGAAAUGCACGCAUCAACCGAUCCGAGAAAGAUGGUGUGGAUUUUGUAGAUACUAUCGUACGAACAGAAGACGAAGAGAAAGAACGACAGGAAAAGGAGGACGAAGAAGCAGCCAAGGCAGCAUUCGCUGCGGCACGAGCUCAGGUAGAGAGCUCUGCGAAGGUUGCUGAACCAGAAGAAAUACCCAUUGAGCCGCAAGCCCCAGCAACCUUCAAGAGGGCGGUUAAGAAGAAGAAGGACCAUGCAGCUGCCCUGGGGAUCAAAAAGAAGUCGUCAUGA
This is a messenger RNA of Fusarium redolens, 795 nucleotides long. RefSeq names its product CWC16 protein. Lineage: Eukaryota; Fungi; Ascomycota; Sordariomycetes; Hypocreales; Nectriaceae. The transcript has 2 exons. Gene Ontology annotation, biological process: mRNA splicing, via spliceosome. The coding region runs from base 1 to 795 and encodes 264 amino acids. The record is from RefSeq and is a predicted model, not a curated record. Gene Ontology annotation, cellular component: U2-type catalytic step 1 spliceosome.